AGGUUUGUUUAGAGUAUGACCAGCAUUUUGAACUCUUUCUUAUCGGAACGUGUCUUAAAAAUCUAAAAAGGGUGAAAUUUUUAUAAUUUAUUGUAAUAAAUUACCAGUUCGGUUUCUUGUUGGUGAAGUUGAUCCGAAAUGGUUACAUCCGGCCCUGUGAAGGACGUUUCAGCGUUUCUUACAAGCAAGCAACAGCAAUUUGCUUCAGACGAAGCUCUCCUGAAAGAAUGGAACGAUAUCGAAGAGAUGUACAACAAGAAAUUGUGGCACCAACUGACUCUAAAGCUACUCAAUAUUGUGAAGUAUCCUAGCCUGCAAAAGAAUGAGGAGCUUUUAAGCCUCUACAACAAUUUUAUUCAGAUUAUCGAGACUCGAAUUAAUCCUCUUGCUCUAGUAGAAAUGUUGGUGGAGGUUGUGAAGCAGUUUAAAGACCCUAAAGAAGCUAUUGCCCUUUUGGAAGCUACAGAAACGAAAGUGAAACACAAGCAAGAAGCUGUAAUUCUAUGCCAAAUUUUAGAAGGUCAAAUUAAAUUAGAAAAAUUGAAUGAUCAAGAAGCAACGCUAAAGCAGAUCGAGGAGAUAGACAAGCUCAUGAACGAGCUUGAUGGAGUAACGUCUGUUCAUGCUCGAUAUUAUUUGUUAGCAAGUCAAGUGUAUCGACUGCAAGGGAAAUUUGCAGAAUAUUAUCAGUCUGCUUUGAAAUACCUUGGUUGUAUAGAACUGUCUGACCUCUCUGCCAAAGAACAGGUGCAACAUGGGUUCUUGUUAGGGUUAGCCGCCCUUCUAGGAGAAAGUAUCUACAAUCUUGGUGAGCUUCUGGCCCACCCCAUCCUAGACUCACUGAAAUCCACACCCAAUUGGUGGUUAGUAGAGCUUCUUUACGCCUUUAAUGCUGGUGACAUUGCGAAAUUUGAGAAAAUGAAGCCGAAAUGGAGUUCAAUUCCAGAUAUUGCGACUCAGGAAAUUAAGCUAAGACAAAAAAUUUCUCUUCUAUGCCUCAUGGAAAUGGCUUUCAAGAAACCAUCAAACAAUCGGAGACUAACCUUCAAUGAAAUUGCUGCGGAGUCCAAGCUACCGUUGAGUGACGUCGAGCACUUAGUAAUGAAAGCACUCUCGCUCGGAUUGAUCAAAGGAUCCAUUGAUCAGGUUGCGUCCAUUGUCAAUAUUACCUGGGUCCAACCUCGUGUACUUGAUAAAUCUCAAUUGGCCAACAUGAUUCAGCGUCUGGAUGUCUGGUGCAAAGACGUGAAAAGUAUGGAACACCUCAUGGAAAACAAAGCUCAAGAUAUCUUGACCCUCUAAUGUGUGCCCCAUCAAAGGGGUGAGUAUGAAAAAUUUAAUCAUGUUCUCUCAGUCACUGAAACUGGCAUACUGAAAAUUUUCUGUAUUUUUUUAAUGUAACAUUUUAAAACUUAAUUAUGUAAAUAAAUAAAUUUAAGGUUUUUUUGCUA
Messenger RNA from Bemisia tabaci, 1451 nucleotides. It is a transcript of the gene Rpn9, whose product is annotated as regulatory particle non-ATPase 9. The record is from RefSeq and is a predicted model, not a curated record. Gene Ontology annotation, biological process: ubiquitin-dependent protein catabolic process. Gene Ontology annotation, cellular component: proteasome regulatory particle, lid subcomplex; nucleus; cytosol. Gene Ontology annotation, molecular function: structural molecule activity. NCBI's taxonomy places the organism in Eukaryota, Metazoa, Arthropoda, Insecta, Hemiptera, Aleyrodidae.